AUGGAACAAACUCCAGUAUUUACAUGUCAGCGUUGUAAACAUACCCUAAGAAUUGACGACACACUCACCGAUCUUGGCUCAACCUCAAUUGAUAUCUUACUAGCACCACUUUCUGAAGAGGUCGUUCGUUCAUCGACAACAGACCGACGUUCUGAAACUGCAGAAAUUAAUGGAAGCUCUAAGCAAACGAUUUCUAAUAACAACCAGAAUGGGAUUUCUGUACCAAAUAAACGAUCAGGAUCAAAGAAUUUUGAAUUAUCUCGAUCUCCGAGCAGGGAGAUUAGCACUAAAGAAUCCUUCUUGUUACCAUCAGAGUCCUAUGUAAUGUUAUCUCGUUCGCAAGUGACACAGCCUCUGAACAACCAAGUAUCAUCGGAGCAUGGUACCAUAGACGCGAACAAUGAUGACAGGCAAAGAGCUAGUCUUAGUUAUAGACUUAAAGUCACCAACC
Dentiscutata heterogama is the source of this 451-nucleotide messenger RNA. NCBI's taxonomy places the organism in Eukaryota, Fungi, Glomeromycota, Glomeromycetes, Diversisporales, Gigasporaceae. The record is from the annotation of a GenBank genome assembly.